GCGUCUCCGCUCCUCAUGCCCAUCGCGUCGACUGAUGGGAAGAUCCUCACUCAACGCGUCGCGAGCCGAUACAAGGUUGGCCCGCUCUAUAUCUUCAUCGCGCUCCUGCUCUUAUACGGCCUCAUGUCCCUCGUCCUUGGCAUGUAUGCCGCCAUCGCCUCCUCGCGAGAGAUGAUAUUCUAUGGCCCAGGCGGGGCGAGAACACACGGGCAGACCUACACCGAGGCCGAACAUGUGCAGCUACGACUGAAGGACCCGCUUGUGGCCGUUGCUGAACGGUUUGCUGACCCGGCGCGGCAGGGUCUCAUGCUCGAGAGGUCUGCACUGCAGAUGUUCAGAGAGCAUCCGAACUCGGCGCGCCUCGGUGUCUUCGCAGAGGAGACGGCAAUGGAGGCUUCUGGAGCGCCGCUCGGGCUAUUCAGGCGCAGGGCAGAGGUUGAGAGGAUAGUUUUGUAAGAUCUUAUGAUGCGGAGACUAUGAGUUCGGCCUGUGCUAUCUCUGUGUGUGUGGAUGCAGUUAUCUUGGUAUGAGUCCGGCGGCAAUGUAACUUACCCAGACUUGAGCGUUUGAGAUCACGUAAAAAAGCAGCGAACUAGAGUUUCCGCUAG
Molecule: messenger RNA, 608 nt
Organism: Phanerochaete carnosa HHB-10118-sp
Lineage: Eukaryota; Fungi; Basidiomycota; Agaricomycetes; Polyporales; Phanerochaetaceae
Exons: 1
Coding region: 16-456 (146 amino acids)
Source: RefSeq, a predicted model, not a curated record